AUGGAAACUAUUUAAUUAUUCUUCACCCCUCCAGAAACUUUAUUCUAACAAUUAUCUCUAGGUUGUGCAGAUUCAUUCGAUAAUUAAUGCCUUAUCUGUCAAGAGGGUUGGAUUAAAAACAUAUAAUUUCAGAUAUGUCAGCCUAAUUGUGGUGAUAAUAUCAUUUAAGGGGAAGAAGAAUGCGAUGAUGGAAAUUAAAUAGCUAGGAAUGGUUGUUUUGAAUGUGUGUUUUCGUGCACUGAAUUUCGCAAAACUUGUUAAUUUGGAGUUUGUUAAGAGUGUGAAAGUGGAUUUAUUAUCAAUUUGAUUCACACUUGCGAUCCCUUAUGUGGUGAUGAUAUUGUAAUUCCAUAUUCAGCAGAAUAAUGUGAAAUAAUGGAUAAUGAAACUUGAGAUGAGUGCUAGAAUUGCAGAUUUCAUUAAGGAGCAAAUUGUAGAACCUCCUAUUACUCUAAAUGUUUAGAAUGUAAUCUAGGAUUUUACAAUUAAGAAUAUUCCUGUUACCCUUAUUGUGUAGUUAAAAUUAUCCUCAAAUAGUACGAAGAUUGCGAUGAUGGGAAUGAGCAACCCUUUGAUGGUUGUUAUGAGUGUAAGUAUCAAUGCAUAUAAGGUUGCAAUAUUUGUGAUCAUGGAUUAUACAUAUUAAAAUGCGAUGAUGGAUAUAAAUUUGCUAAUAAUAGUUGUAUUUCAAUUUGUGGAGACUAAAUUAUCAAUAAAGAAGAGGAUUGUGAGGAUGUCAACUAAGUAGAAUUUGAUGGUUGCUAUAAUUGUAAACUCUCUUGUCCAAAAAAUUGCAAAGAAUGUUAUAAAGGUAUUUGUUAAGUUUAGUUCUAAAAAUAUUUAUUCUUUAAAAAUUACACAAAAAUAUUCCAUAACAAUACAUGUUUAGGUUGUGAUAAUUAGUAUUAAUUAUCUAAUUCAAAUGAAUGCAAAUAAAAUAUCUAAUGCGGAAAUGGAUUGCUUUAGGAAUCUGAGGACUGCGAUGAUGGAAAUGAUUUCGCUAUAGAUGGAUGCAAAAAAUGUAGAAUAGAUCCUAAUUGGGUUUGCGAUAUCUUAACAACUAAUUCUCCAAGUUAAUGUAUUUUUGUUAAAUCUCCAAAUUUAUUUGUUAGUUAUCUUAAUAUGACACAGAAUAAAUAAUAUAUAAGCAUCUUAUUUAAGUUAAUAGGUAAAAAUAUAUACCUAAUAACUACUUUCUGAAACCUUCGUUUUUCAAUUAGAAAACUUAAAUAAGAAAAUGUGGAAUUACAAUUUACAAAUAAUCUAGGAUGUUGGAUUAUAUGCCAAUUUUGGAGAGUAUGUUUUGGAAAUUUAAGUUUAUUAACUACUUGAAUUUUGAAAAUCUCAAUUAAUCAGAAGGGCUAUAGUAAAAUUGA
Messenger RNA from Paramecium octaurelia, 1376 nucleotides. NCBI's taxonomy places the organism in Eukaryota, Ciliophora, Oligohymenophorea, Peniculida, Parameciidae. The record is from the annotation of a GenBank genome assembly.